Messenger RNA from Lotus japonicus, 1036 nucleotides. RefSeq lists its product as uncharacterized. Gene Ontology annotation, molecular function: protein binding. The record is from RefSeq and is a predicted model, not a curated record. The transcript is spliced from 4 exons. The coding region runs from base 224 to 988 and encodes 254 amino acids. Lineage: Eukaryota; Viridiplantae; Streptophyta; Magnoliopsida; Fabales; Fabaceae.
ACGACACCGUUCCACAGUGACCAUUUUCUGUUCCCUCUUCUUCCCCUCUAUCUAUCUAUGACAAAACCUUACCCUAUUUCGUUCUUUCAACCAACGAAGCGCUCACUGCACUCACAGUGCCACCUGCACGCAAUCAGCGUUCUUUCAAUCUUCUCUUCAACGAGAAUUAGCACCCUUUGUGUUGCUACUGGUAGUUGUGAAUCUGGAAUAACCACUUUCAACUAUGGCGCUUUUUGGAACUACCCUACCUUUCAAUGGGCUUUGUUCUACUCACAAGGAAUUGAAUUUCAUAAGGGGUUCAUUCAUCAAUAGCUCUCAGAAGCUACAUCAUGUUUGUCUGCCUUCCUUUACUCCAAAUAGAUUAGUUUUUGGUAGAAGUUGUGGAAAAGGAGACCAAUUGUGUCGUUUUACUGAUCAAUGUAUCAAGAAGCAAAUGGGAAGAUUCAGUAGACGACAGGGAGCAAAAAGUGAAGACUCAGAGGGCACAUUGAGUAGUGAUAACGUUGCAGUGGAUGAAACUACUUUAGUGCAGGAGCUAGAGAGUGCCAUUGCUGAAGAGAACUAUGCUAAAGCUGCAGAAAUAAGGGAUAUCCUAAAAAACCUUAAGAAAGACAGAGAGACAACAUUGUUUGGAGCGAACAGCCGGUUUUAUGAGUCAUUCAAGAAUGGUGACCUUGCAGCCAUGCAAGCAAUGUGGGCCAAGAGUGACGAGGUAUGCUGCGUACACCCUGGUAUGAAAGGAAUUUCUGGUUAUGAUGACGUUAUCGAGAGCUGGAAUAUUGUAUGGGCUAACUAUGAAUUUCCACUUGAAAUUAAACUAGAAGACAUUAAGUUUCAUGUUGGAGAGGAUAUGGGGUAUGUUACUUGCAUGGAAUUCGUAAAGACGAAAGGAGGCAGAUGGGGAGGACAAUUUGUAACAAAUGUGUUUGAGAGGAUUGAUGGCCAGUGGUUUAUUUGUGUCCAUCAUGCUUCCCCGGUAGACGUGUGAAUACUGAAUACAUCAAAGUUUUCAAUGUAGUUACAAAGUUUACUUUUA